Molecule: messenger RNA, 4885 nt
Organism: Schistosoma mattheei
Lineage: Eukaryota; Metazoa; Platyhelminthes; Trematoda; Strigeidida; Schistosomatidae
Source: the annotation of a GenBank genome assembly
GUCAGCUUCUUACAAGACUGGUAAUAAUAUGAAUUGAAAGAUCAUUUACAUACAGAAAGAAUAACACUGCUCUGAAGAUUGUACCCUGGGGAACUCCAAUAAACACAGUUUUCUACUCCUUGUUGUCGUCAAAUUCGACUAUCCUUAUAAGCAGUUUGCCGAAAAUCGCGACAUAGUUUAGCUUAGGUGGGACUUUGUCAAAAAUCUUACUGAAAUCGAUGAAGGCCCCCAUCCACAAAUUGCUCCGGACGUUUAGUGGAUUUAAGGAGAUCGAACACUCUAUCCUCGUUAAUCAAUUGUACGAGCAUUCAAGGAACAUUAACUAUACGAAAUCUUGAUGAUUCCUGCUGUCUCAACAGCCAUUGUAAUUUAUCGAAUGUAGUCGAAAUAACUGGUUCUUUGAUAAUCGAAAACGGUAACUGUUCUGGAGAUUUGUCGAAAUUUUUGCCGAAUCUUUCUAUUAUACGAAAUCAAAUAAUUUCAUCGGCUGAUCUUAACGAACAUAACCAAAUCUCCAGCUACAGUUUGAUUAUAAGGCAUACAAAGUUGAAACGUAUAGGUCUAUGGAAACUGAAAACAUUGAAUUCUAAUGGUGUUGCACUCAUUGAUAACCCUAUGAUGUGUUUUGUUGAUACUGUUAACUGGAAUGCUUUAACAACCAAUUUAAAUUCUGUAUCUACUAAGUCAUAUCGUUCCGCUAGAGAACAAAUAGUGCGGUUCAAUUUAGGUGAAUUUUGUCCCGAUCAAUGCUCAGCAAGUUGUCUAUCUUUUUAUCGAAAUGAUUCUUCUCGCUCCUCGUGCUGGUCUACAAAUUCAUGUCAAGCAAAGUGCGACCCUGUUUGUACAGAUAAUGGAUUAGCAUGUCAUGUAGAUAAUCCACAAAAGUGUUGUGAUUCAGAAUGUUCUGGAGGUUGUUCCGGUCCAUCACCCAAUCAAUGUUUAAGUUGUAAACAUGUUAAAUUAAAUGAACUUUGUUUAAAUCAUUGCCCUUCAUCAUAUUAUUUAUUAAAUAAUCUCUACUGUAUAACGCGAGAGGAAUGUAUUAAUCGUCAAGAAAUAGUAGAAGGUGUAAAUGGUAAAUAUUUGGCGAACUAUUCGACUUUUAAUUCUACAUGUAUACCGACUUGUCCCUUGGAAUAUGUGCGUCUAGCAUCUGGUGAAUGUCAAUUUUGUCCUGAGUCAAAAUGUAUUAAACGAGCUUGUGGUGAUAUAAAUGUGUAUAAAGUAUCAGAUCUUAAGCAAGUACAAGGUUGUGUUACAGCUCAGUCAAUCCUUAUUAGUAUUCGUGAUUGUGAAGAUGGUGAUACUUCAAAAUUUAUGGAUGCAUUCUCAAACCUGGAAGAAAUCUAUACUAGUCUACAUGUAAUAAGUUCUGAUUCUUUGCAGUCAUUAACAUUUCUUCGGUCUUUACGAAUCAUACAUGGAUUAAAUCGUGAUGGAAGUGUUCCUAACGGUCCAAUUAAAACUGUGUUAGAAAUUGCUUGGAAUAGUCAACUGAAGAGUUUAUGGAUUCCAGUUACUACAAAUUUAAUUAUUAAACGCGGACGAGUAGUGUUUACUUUAAAUCGUAAUUUAUGUCCAGAAAAUGUAAAAACAUUUAUUCACUCUAAUGUUAACUUGUCACGUAAUUUGUCGAAUUUGGAGUCUGAUUUAAUUGACAAAUCAAAUGGGGCUAUUGGAUUGUGUCGAACUCAUAGACUUAAUUUGUCUAUAAAUUAUGUUCAUCAACGUUCUGUAUCAUUUACUAUUACCAAUACCCCAGCAUGGAAUGACUUUCGUCAAGUACUACCUACAACUGUUUACUAUAGAUAUAUUGGACUGGAUGAACCGGAAUCAAACAUUGAAACAAUCUGUGAUAAGUCUUGGCAUAUACAUGAACCCAAAUGUCAAAAAAUAAUAGAACCUACGAGAAAUUCCUAUUUAAUUCAUGAAAUACAAUCUAGCAGUUUAAAACUUCAAUGUGAAGUAAAUUAUUUGAAUCCGGCACAGCGUUAUCAGGCCUAUGUUGAAAUACGUACAAUGUUUAAUUCAGAGGGAGCACUUAGUCAAGUAUUUACCUUUCAAACAAAACAAGACAAACCUAGCAGUCCAAUUGAUUUUCAUGCUUUUUCAUUAAAUUCAAAUAAAAUACAAUUGUAUUGGAAUGCUCCAGAUAAUCCAAACGGUCAAAUUGUAGAAUAUCAUCUUUGGUAUAGACGUUUAUUUGUAAAUAUUUCAUCCUUUGAUAAUGAUAUUUCUUGUACAGAUGGUCGUUCAUCUCACUUAAUCGCUUCAUCAACUACUACACAUGGAAACAUUGUAAAAAAUAAUCAAAAUUCAAAUUCACAUGAAUAUGUUUCUAAAACUAUCAAAGGAAUAUGUUCAUGCACUAGUUGUGCUGCAUUUUGUUUUAAUCCAUCAGUACAUCUGUCGAAUACGGAUAAGGAUAGAAAUACCCUUCAAAGAUUCAAUACACGUCAAAAUUCUUUACAAAAUUUACUAUUAUUUCCGAGAAUAAAAUCACCUGUAAAGAUUCGUGGAAAAAGAAGAAUAAGAAUUGAUGAUUUUAAUUCUUUGCACUUCAGUAAAAUGGAACAGCGUGAUUACGAUCAUUAUGCACUUAAAUGGGAUGGUCAUUUACGAAUCAGUGCCAAUUCAAAUACUGUUGAGAAUUCUGAAUCAAUUAACAGUAAUAUUAUAGGUGUAUCUGUUGGUGGAUUACAUCAUUAUACAGAAUAUUUAUUUGUUAUAUCAGCAUGUCAUUUACCGCAUGAUACCAAUGGGGAACCAUUGAAUACAAAUAAUUUAACCUAUUUCAAUGAAAAUAAUUACAAUGUUAUUGUGGAAAUGCCAUGGUGCAGUGCUCGAAGUAUUAUUCAACAACGUACAGAUGCUUCUAUCGGUGUAGACGAUAUUGAUUCGAAUUCCAUUCAGUUAAUUGAUGAAAAUCUUAUUACAAAUAUUAAUAAUAAUUGUCUAUCAUCUGAAUCAUCAUCAAUGAAACAAGAAUCAAAUCUAUGUAAUCAAAUGUUUAAUUUCACUUUUGUCAAUAAUUCACAAUAUAAUCACAUUAAAACAGGAAAAUUAUCUUCUCCUGCUAAAAUAUCAGUUAAACAAUUAAGAUGGAGGCCUCCAAUACAACCUAAUGGUUUAACAUUGCGUUAUUGGAUUCGAUAUAGACGUUUAGAUGGGGAAUCCAUAUCUAAUAAGCCGUCAUCAAUUUUAUCCAACGAUGGCAAUUAUGAAGAACGAACUUGGUCUUUAAUAUGUUUAAAUGCCAUUAACCUACCUAUUAUAAUAAAUCAAAAUAUUGUGACCGAUCGUUAUGUUUUUGUGCAAUUAUAUGAUCUGCGUUCCGGUGUUUAUGAAUUUCAAAUUAUGAGUGUUUCUUUAGCUGGAAAUGGUUCAUGGACUUCUGUUAAACGUUUCGAAGUGUUCGACACUAGUGUACAUUCCAUUUGGGAUUUCUUAGAAAAACAUUACUACAUUUUGGUCAUUUGUUUUAUAUUCAAUAUCAUUCUUCUGAGUUUGGCAGCAGUAUGUAUUCAACGGAGAAUUGCACGGAAACGACUGCAAAACAAACCAUGGAGAAAUGAAGAAUGGGAAUUAGCAAAUGCUGGCAUUUCCAAUGAAUGGAUAAUUCCCAUGAAUGAUUUAAUAAUAGACACUGAUACACCAUUGGGUCGAGGUUCGUUUGGUAUGGUAUACAAAGGAUGUAUAUUACGUCUAUCUACUCCAGCUAGUCAACAAUUAUCUAUCGUUGAUUCAAAUGGAAAUGUUAGAGAAACCACUACAAAUUCGAAAUGUUUUGCUUCAGGAGGAGGAUCUGUUGGUUUAGAAGUAGCUGUAAAAACUUUGUUCCCUGCUUCAACUAUAGAUGAUAUACGCGAGUUCUACAACGAGGCGUCAUUUAUGAAACAGCUUAAUUGCAAAUAUAUUGUACAAUUUUUGGGAAUCGCAUUAAGACAACCAUCAACUCAUCCUGUUAUAAUCAUGGAAUAUAUGGCUUUUGGAGAUUUAGCUACAUAUUUACGUCAACAAAUGUCAAAAGAUGAUUGUCCACAAGGAUCAAUCGAUAUUCAACUUGCAAUUAAUUGGGCUAUACAAUUAGCUACUGGUAUGAAUUAUUUGACCGAAUUACAUAUUAUACAUCGUGAUUUAGCUGCACGAAAUUGUUUAGUCAGUUCUAUGUUAACUGUGAAAAUUGCAGAUUUUGGUUUAGCUCGUCUUGUAAAUAAUCAAGAAUAUUAUAGAAAAAUUGGACAAGCCCGUUUACCUGUACGUUGGAUGGCACCAGAAACUUUAUCAUCUGCAUACUUUACCACUAAAUCUGAUGUUUGGUCAUAUGGUGUUGUAUUAUGGGAAAUAGCUACAUUUGCCUCUUUACCAUAUCCCGGUUUAUCACAUGAAGAAGUUAUGAAAUUCGUAUGUGAAGGUGGACAUUUAAAUCUACCGGAAUUUACAACAAAAUUACCUGAUAUUUUUUAAUAAAACUCUGUGACGAACAAUCACUGAAUCAAUAUGUAAUUGAAUUAGCUUGGAUGUAAAUUUAUUCUGCUUUGGUUUCGUUCAAUAAAUCGUCUUCAGAAUAGCUGACGGGAGGGGCUAGAAGCAGAAAGAGCUGCUGUACAUGAUAUCACUAUUAUCGUUAUAAUUAUCACCGUAUAUUCUCCUCCGUUAUAUUGAAGUUUGACUUAUUCUACAUUGACCUUGUUUUCUAUAUCAACAACAGAUGGCAUCUUUAUACAUAACCAACUUAUAUUCAAAAUGUUAGUUUGAUGGAUAGAAAGAAGACAACAAGAUAAAACAUGUUAACUACACAUAAAACAGUUACGAGUGCACUUUCUUUUUAAAAAAAAAACUUUAUUUUCAUUAAAAUUGUCAGAAUAACAAUAAGAAACCAAGC